This is a messenger RNA of Cyprinodon tularosa, 3005 nucleotides long. It is a transcript of the gene ezrb, whose product is annotated as ezrin b. Gene Ontology annotation, molecular function: cell adhesion molecule binding; actin binding. Bases 200 to 1948 code for a protein of 582 amino acids. Gene Ontology annotation, cellular component: filopodium; adherens junction; plasma membrane. The record is from RefSeq and is a predicted model, not a curated record. Gene Ontology annotation, biological process: positive regulation of protein localization to early endosome; positive regulation of early endosome to late endosome transport; regulation of cell shape. The transcript is spliced from 13 exons. Lineage: Eukaryota; Metazoa; Chordata; Actinopteri; Cyprinodontiformes; Cyprinodontidae.
CAGGAGUGUCGAGGUGCUCUAAGCUGAGUUUUAAGGGAGGCACAAGUGGCUGAAACUAGUUUCUCCUCUUUUCUCUCUGUCAGAAAGACGCACUGAGAACCAGAGCUACGCGGAGCGCACAUCUUUAUUUUAUAUCUUUAUUUCUCGCUCUUCUAUUCAGCAUCUCUUCUAUCUCAGCUGGGAAUAAACGGACGGCAAAAUGCCCAAAGCGGUCAAUGUACGCGUCACCACCAUGGACGCUGAGCUGGAGUUUGCCAUCCAGCCCAACACUACGGGCAAACAGCUGUUUGACCAGGUGGUAAAGACCAUUGGCGUUCGGGAAAUCUGGUACUUCGGACUGCAGUAUGUGGACACCAAGGGUUUCCCUAACUGGCUAAGGCUAGAAAAAAAGGUGUCAUCUCAAGAUGUGAAGAAAGACAACCCGCUACAGUUCAAGUUUCGUGCCAAGUUCUUCCCGGAGGACGUUUCCGAGGAGCUGAUUCAGGAAAUCACCCAGAAGCUCUUCUUCCUGCAGGUGAAAGAAGGGAUCCUCGGUGACGAGAUCUACUGUCCUCCUGAGACGGCAGUGCUGCUGGCCUCCUAUGCAGUUCAGGCCAAGUUUGGCGAUUAUGACAAAGAAAUCCACCGGCCUGGAUACCUUGUCAAUGAACGCAUGCUGCCCCAGAGAGUCAUGGAGCAACACAAGUUAUCCAAAGAACAGUGGGAGGAACGUAUUCAGGUGUGGCACGAGGAGCACUCUGGGAUGCUGAGAGAAGACGGCAUGAUGGAGUACCUAAAGAUAUCUCAGGAUCUGGAAAUGUAUGGAAUGAAUUACUUUGACAUCAAGAAUAAGAAGGGGACAGAGCUGAGGCUGGGAGUUGAUGCACUGGGUCUAAACAUUUAUGAGAAGGAUGACAGACUGACGCCAAAGAUUGGCUUCCCAUGGAGUGAGAUUAGAAAUAUUUCCUUCAACGACAAGAAGUUCAUCAUCAAGCCUAUCGACAAAAAAUCUCCAGACUUUGUUUUUUAUGCGCCGAGACUGAGAAUCAACAAAAGCAUCCUGCAGCUGUGCAUGGGGAACCAUGACCUCUACAUGCGUCGUCGCAAGCCGGACACAAUCGAGGUGCAGCAGAUGAAGGCUCAGGCCAGGGAGGAGAAGCAACAGAAGCAGAUGGAGAAGGCACAUUUGGAGAAUGAGAAGAAGAAAAGGGAAGCCAUUGAGCGGGAGAAGGAGCAGAUGGAGCAAGAGAAGCAGGAACUCAUGAUGAGGCUCUAUCAGUUCGAGGAGAAGACUAAGAAAGCAGAGAAAGAUUUACAGGAGCAGCUUCAGAGAGCCAUGAUGCUGGAGCAGGAGCGGCGGAGGGCAGAGGAGGAGGCUGCUCGGCUGGAGGAGGAACGUCAGGCUGCUCUGUUGGCUAAAGAGGAGCUGGCCCGCCAGGCUGAGAAUCAGCUGAAGACCCAGGAGCAGCUGGCUGCUGAGCUGGCGGAGCACUCAGCCAAGAUUGCGUUGCUGGAGGAGGCCAGGAGACGCAAGGAGGAGGAGGCGAGCACAUGGCAGAACAGGGCUCGAGAAGCUCAAGACGACCUAAUCAAGACCAAGGAAGAGCUUCACAUGGUGAUGACGGUGCCCCCGCCUCCCCCUCCUCCUCCUGCAUACAACCAUGUGGAUUACAAUAGUGACAGCGAGGACAACAACAGCACGCACAGCACCGACCUGCAGGUGGACGGUUUCCAUGACCACCGCAAAGAGGAGGAGCGCCUGACCGAGGUGGAGAAGAACGAGCGCGUCCAGAAGCAGCUCAAGGCUCUGACCUCCGAGCUGGCUCAGGCCCGUGACGACACCAAAAACACCCAAAAUGAUCUCCUUCACAGCGAGAACGUGCGGGCCGGCCGAGACAAAUACAAGACCCUGCGACAGAUCCGUCAGGGCAACACCAAGCAGAGGAUCGACGAGUUUGAGGCCUUAUAAGCUGACGUCGCCGCUCGAGCGCACACUUUCUGAAUGGUCGCUAUCUAUCUCACUCUACUGUUGAGACACACAGAAACCCCCUUCAAAUGCACCCAAAGACAUGUUAAACACGCGCUGGUAGCAGACUAAACUAAAGCAGUAGAAGCACUGCAGAAGACUAGCAGGAUGCAGGGGCCUUCAAAACCUUAGUGCCAAAAUCUUCUUUUUCUUCUCAUAGUGUUUUCGUUUCUGUAUUUUUUUUUCUUUUUUUGAUGGAUUUUUUUUUUCUUCACUGGAGGUUAGAUGAAGUACUUUGAAAAUGAUUGUAAAGCACCCUGUAAUCCAAAUAUUGCAAUGAAAGAAAAGUGCUUGUUCAUAGCGACCACUCAGAGAGGGGAAGACAGUAUACGCAGGAAAAUUAAUAUUUAUUUUCCAUUAUAUUUGAACACUUCCAAUUAUGUUUAUUUUUGCCCUAAAGGAAAACAUAAUCAUGCAUAGUUUGAUAUUUAUACUGUAUAUGGGACAUAAAGGGUAUUUUAUCUCAGUUUGUAUAUUUUUGCUAUCUACUAAUAAUAAAAGCUUUUAUUGUUUCAGAGGUUUUAUACAUCGAUCCAAAUAACAGUAGUUUUAUGUUCCAUAUGUUGUCCUUUAAAUCAUAUAAUUAAAAGAGAUAUAUUGUAAAUUAUUAAUUUUAUUUUAGGAGAAUAACAGUUGCAUGAAAAAAAAUGGUUCAAAUGAACUCGCCAAUUACUUUCAUUUAAUCAGCUCUGCAGAUCAUUCAGAGCACUGUGUUCAAUGGUACACAAAGUUUAGUUAGCAGUUCUAUCAUGUCAUGUUACAACAUAAAAUAGAAUCAAAUAUUGGAGGUUUUUAGCCUCUAAAGUGGCCUUUCUGUUGGGACCGUUACAAUGAAGUGUGGAUGUUUAAGUUGGAUGUUUUGCCAAACUUUUAUCACCUUUGACCAAAGCAACAUUUACUGAAGCUCAUGAAAACAAUCCACUAUGAUGAAAUUUGUACAUAACCAGGAUUUUAUAAUGAGGUGUUCAAGAUAUUGCCAAUAAAGUAACUUGAUUUGUCA